AACGACUCAAUAAAGUUUAUUCAAAUAAACACCGCGACGUCACGGCACACAAUGGCAGCCAGUGGUACAGCUGUGACGGUCCUCACUCCAAAUGGGAGAAGACAAACUAUUAAAGUGUCUCCAAACACACCUUUAUUACAGGUGCUGGAGGAUGUGUGCAAAAAACACGGAUUCAACCCGGACGACCACGGUUUGAAGUUUCAGAGGACUAAUGUUGACCUCACGCUGCCAUGGAGGUUUGCCAACCUGCCCAACAACGCUAAACUGGAGAUGGUGACGGGUACGAGGAAACAGGCUGUAGCUGACAGCCAGGUGCGGAUUGCACUACAGAUGGAGGACGGCUCCCGGCUCCAGGGUUCCUUCUCGUGUGGACAGAGUCUGUGGGAACUGCUCGCGCAUUUCCCCCAGAUCAGUGUGUCGGAGCUGUCUGAGUCAGGAUCCACCCCUGUGUGUGUUUACAUGAGAGACGAGGUGAGUGGGGAAGAAGCACUGAAGAAGGCCACUCUGAAGUCUCUGGGUCUUACAGGAGGAAGUGCCAUUGUCAGGUUUUUACUCAAAAACAACAAAGCACAGGGAGAGCAACAUGGCGGGGAAGCCACUGAAACAGCUGCUAUGCCAAUCACACCUGUUGUUGUCAAGGAAACCAUACCUAGCCCAUCAUCUCAGCCUGAUCCUGCUCCGUCACAUCCGGAGGCGUCAACAACAGAGGUGCCAAUUAAAGAUUCAAGCCCUCAUAGGCCAACAGAAACCCAGGUUGCGCCACCUCCCGCCCCGUCUACAAGCUCACUUCCUGUUCAACAAGAAAAGGUUCCAAACUCCCAGGAUGCAGUUCGGCCAAAGUUUCCUCUCGUGGAGAGAGGAAUGCCAGAGGAGGAUGGUGAGAAAGCAGGGCCAUCAGGACUCAGCUCUGACCCGUCCUCUUCCUCCUCCGCUGCUCCCUCUGUUCCUUUCAUUCCCUUCUCUGGAGGUGGUCAGCGCCUUGGGGGUCCCGGGGGUGUAGCAGGACGCUCACUGUCUUCAUCCUCAUCGUCCUCGUCUCUGUCAGCUCUGACUGCUCCAGUCGAAUCACCCAAAGCCAAGAAAGCCAAAUCCAGCCACGGUUCUAACGCCAAGCAUCAAACCACUGCUAACCGGCUAGGCGAGGACAUGGAGCAGGGAGAGCAGUUCUUGGAGCCAGUAGAGAGGGAGCCUCUCAUCUACCACCUGGACACGGUGUCCCGUCGAUCUGAGGACCACGGGAAUCUACCCGACGAGUUCUUUGAGGUGACGGUGGAUGACGUGCGCAAGCGCUUCGCCCAGCUGAAGAGCGAGAGGAAGUCUUUGGAGGAGGCCCCACUGAUGACUAAAUCUCUGAAAGAAGCUCAGAUAAAGGAGAAGAUGGAAAGAUAUCCCAAAGUGGUCCUGAGGGUCCAGUUUCCUGACAGACGUGUUCUCCAGGGCUUCUUCAGGCCUCUGGAGACAGUUGGUGCCUUGAGGCAUUUUGUGAGGAGUCACCUGGAGGAUCCUCAGCUCAGUUUCUACCUGUUCAUCACCCCUCCAAAAACCAUCCUGGACGACCCUUCAGCCACACUGUUUCAGGCCGACCUGUUCCCUGGUGCACUGGUGUACUUCGGCUCCAACGUUAAGACAGAUUUUUACAUAAAGAGGGAGCUGGUUGAAUCCUCUGUUUCAGCCAUGGAAGCAAAUGAGUCCAUUGCGAGCUGCAUGCUCCGAUCCCCGUCACCCUCCUACAGCUCUGCAGGCUCUGAGGAGCCGCUGCCUCCUUCAGAGCCGAGUCUGGACACCAGUGGGUCCACGCAGGAUGAGCAAGACCCGUCUGAACACACCCAUUCUGCUAAACCUACCAAAUCUGACCCGGGCAAAGUGCCCAAAUGGUUCAAGCUCCCAGGUAAGAAAUAAGCCUGCUGCUGCUGUGUGUUGAUGGGAGGACUUACCGUGACAGACGUCUGACAAGCUGCUUGCAGACGCAGUAGAGCACUUAAACCUUUGCAGUGCUUUGAUAAAGGUUCAACUUUGUGACUGCAGCGGACUUAAGCCACAGUGGAAGAAGCCUGCGCUUGACUAGGUUUUAAAACGGUCAAAAUAAUGAUAUAAAUGACUGAUUUGAUUAGUGAAUAUUUAAUCACUAGGAAGAUGUUUCAUUCCGGUUUGAGGAGAGAGUGCUGAAGAGGCUGUUUUUAUUCAGCUGGUGAAAAUAUAAUGCGAAUAAAGAUGAUUGUACUAAAAAUGU
Larimichthys crocea (large yellow croaker) is the source of this 2230-nucleotide messenger RNA. RefSeq names its product ASPSCR1 tether for SLC2A4, UBX domain containing (gene aspscr1). Gene Ontology annotation, cellular component: cytoplasm; vesicle membrane; nucleus. The record is from RefSeq and is a predicted model, not a curated record. The transcript is spliced from 17 exons. Gene Ontology annotation, biological process: glucose homeostasis; intracellular protein transport; signal transduction. Gene Ontology annotation, molecular function: protein binding. The coding region runs from base 52 to 1899 and encodes 615 amino acids. Lineage: Eukaryota; Metazoa; Chordata; Actinopteri; Sciaenidae.